AUGGCUGUUACACUCAAAAAUGGCUACAAGAUGCUGAUUAUCGGACUCGGCAUCCGGCGUAUGGAUAACAAAGACAUAAAAACUGUCCUCAUCCAUGCUAUCAAGGUCAGUUACCGCCAUUUCGACUGUGCUGCUCAUUACAAGAAUGAAGAAGAAGUUGGUGAGGCACCAGCAAUAGCAUUGCAAGCUGGGCCUCUAAAGAGGGAGGAUCUUUUCAUUACUACCGAGCUUUGGAAUUCAGAUCACGGACAUGUUGUUGAAGCCUGUAAAGACAGUUUGAAGAAGCUUCAGCUAGAUUGUUUGGAUCUAUACCUUGUUCACUUCCCUUUAUUCACUCACAUGCAUGCAGGAGUUGGUAAAACUAAGAGUGUUUUAAGGGAGGAUGGUGAGCUAGACAUAGACGCAACCAUAUCCUUCGAAACUACUUGGCAUGCCAUGGAACACUACAACAAAAAAGGUCUUUGGUGA
Messenger RNA from Camellia sinensis, 468 nucleotides. Lineage: Eukaryota; Viridiplantae; Streptophyta; Magnoliopsida; Ericales; Theaceae. The record is from RefSeq and is a predicted model, not a curated record.